AUGGAUUACGACCUUCCAGAGGAAGGAAUAGAGGCCUUCCACUCGUUGUACGAAAGACUAUCCUCGUACCUGGUGGAAAAAGAGGCCUAUGAUCGCGUCGCGACUGUAGAAAUUGUCAAUGAAGAGUUCUCUGACCAAGAACAAGAAGACGAAGAAGAGAUUCAGCUGGCUCCGGCAGCGCUGGAUGAUACUCCUCCUAAAGUCAGGGACCCUACCGAGAAGGUCAAUCUUGGAACACUGCCCACACUCCCUGACAAGAGGCCGGUGAAGCAAGAGCCGUGGAGAAUGAACUUUGAGACCCAAGUUCUGGUCAAAGAAGAAGUUGAAAAAAUGCACAAGUCGGGCAUUAUUAGGGUAGCCAAAUACAAUCAGUGGCUAUCCAACAUAGUGCCUGUUCGCAAGAAAAAUGGCAAAAUGAAGGUCUUCGUGGACUACAGAGACCUUAAUGUCGCUACGCCUAAAGACGUCUACCCCAUACCGGUCGCGGAUAUGCUGAGAGCCAUGAACCUGAUUUUCCAUGACAUACAUGGGAAGAUUUUAGAGGUUUACAUUGAUGACGUGGUCGUGAAGUCUAAGAAGCGAGGGGAUCAUAUUGUGGAUCUCAAAAAAGUCUUCGAGCGCAUGCGGCAACUCAAGCUCAAGAUGAACCCCGCCAAAUGCGUUUUCAGAGUUCAGGCAGGAGAUUUUCUGGGAUUCAUUGUCCAUCAGAGGGGUAAAAUCCAGCCCUUUUCCCCACUACUGAAGUUACAGGGACAGAAUGAAUUUGUGUGGGAACCUAAACAUCAAGAGGUUUUUGACAACAUUAAAGCCUAUUUGGCGAGCCCGCCAGUGCUCGUUCCCCCUAGGGCUGGAUUUCCAUUGAAACUGUAUAUUUCAGCAGCUGAGGCUUCCAUUGGCAGCCUACUCGCCCAAGAUGAUGAGGAGGGCGUCGAACAUGCCAUUUUUUACCUCAGUAGGACACUUACAGAUUGCGAAACAAGCAUGCAAAUUGCGACACUACAUGUUAUCCUUUACCACUUGCAUCAUUGCUCAAACCGACCUGGUCAAGUAUAUGCUCUCGCGGCCUAUUUUAAGAGGUCGUAUGGCAAGUGGGUACUCGCCUUGUCCGAAUUCUCGCUGCAGUAUGUUCCAGAGAAAGCAGUAAAGGGGCAAACCAUCGCAGACUUUCUGGCACAUCAACCUAUGCUGGACGUCCCGAUGGUGAGAGAAUUGGAGGUCGCCACCGCAAUAAUGACCAGACCAGACUUGGCGUGCAUUCCAGAAUACGCCAUGUUGUAUCAGGCCACAGUCUCACUCCAGCCCUGGGUAUUGUAUUUUGACGGCUCAAGAACGGAAACAUUAGCAGGGGCAGGGGUUGUUCUAGAAAACCCAGCAGGCGAUCGUUUUUCAUAUUCUUUCCAGUUAGAAUUCCGGUGCACUAAUAACCAAGCAGAAUACGAGGCCCUCAUUAUAGGCCUCGAAGUGUUGCUGGAACUAGGAGUGAGGGACAUCCAGGUACGCGGCGAUUCUUUGUUCGUGAUCAAUCAACUUCGCGAAAAAUACAGGUGUGCAAGCUGCUUGCUCGUACCUUAUCUGAAUCACGCCGUUGAGCUUCUGGACCAAUUUGAUGACGUGGAUUUGGAAUACAUUCAUCGCGAGCGCAACUUUGCGGCCAAUGAACUCGCUCAACUGGCUGCAGGUAUUACUUUGAAAUAUGGGGUUCGCGAGCGAAUCUUGAAGGUUGAGCGACGCACGCUGCCUUUGUGGCUCGCGCGACCUGACUUACUAGACGAUCCAGUCGUCGCGGUCCUAGAGCCUAUUGACAUAGAUUGGCGCAUCCCUUUGAUAGAUUACCUAAAGCAGCCAGAUCCCACUGCAGACAGGAAGAUCCGCUUCCUUGCACUAAAUUACUUCAUCAGAGGAGAUGAGCUGCGCUGA
Messenger RNA from Rosa rugosa (rugosa rose), 1917 nucleotides. RefSeq lists its product as uncharacterized. Bases 1 to 1917 code for a protein of 638 amino acids. The transcript has 5 exons. Lineage: Eukaryota; Viridiplantae; Streptophyta; Magnoliopsida; Rosales; Rosaceae. The record is from RefSeq and is a predicted model, not a curated record. Gene Ontology annotation, molecular function: nucleic acid binding; RNA-DNA hybrid ribonuclease activity.